ACAUGACACACUCUUCACUCUUCAGUCUUCCCUUCUCUGCGGAGCGGAUAAGCAGAAUCACCAUUAUUCUUAAGCACUUCCAAUUCUGCAUUCUUGCUUCUUUUUCUUCUUCUUGUGUUCGAAAAAUGUGGUUAAAUAUAUUGUGCUCUUAAUUAAUGAGCUCUUCAACUUUGUUAUGCCACAACAACCUAAUCUUCUUUAACCACUUCACUACUUCGCAUGCACCUUCUUCUUCUUCUUCUUCCUCUUCCUCUUUCACUCUUCACUUCGCUCCCAUUAACCCUAAACGCUGCAACAAGUUCGUUUCCAAAGCUAAGAAGAAGAACAAGAGGAACAAGAGUUGGUGGCGCAGGUUCUUCUUUGAGGACGAUGGCAACUGGCUUGGAUUGAAGGAAGAUGACAUGGUUGAAAUUGAAGAGGAACAACAACGGAAAGAGGAAGAGGAGUUAUCGGAAGAUGAGAAAUUCGAGGCGUGGAAGCAGAGAGCUGAAGCCAUUGUUGAGUUGAGGGAAGCACAGGAAGAUGUGAGGAACCAGGAGUAUAGGAUGUGGGAGGAUUGGCUUCUUAAUCAGCAUGAUUCUGCUUCUGAUUCUGGUUCUUCUUGGAGUGAUGGUUUGGAUUAUGAUGACAAGAACAAGAACAAGGAAAAGGAGGGAAGGGUGAAAGAAGAAGAAGAUGAAGAGGAGGAUUAUGUUGUGAUGGAGAAAGAGGAGAAGGGUUUGGUGGAGUCUGUUAGGUCGUUAAUUUUCGGUGCUGUGGAACAAGAUGAUGAUGACUUGCUCUAUGAGGACCGUGUUUUCAAGUAUGCUUCCACCAAUUCGGCUAAAUUUUUGGCAGUGUUGAUAGUUAUACCUUGGGCCAUGGACUUUCUGGUUCAUGACUAUGUACUGAUGCCUUUUUUAGACAGAUAUGUGAAGAAAGUACCACUUGCAGCACAAAUGCUUGAUGUGAGGAGAAGUCAAAAACUUGAAAUGAUCAAGGAAUUAAAGACAGAGUCAGGAAGAUUUGAGCUUGAGACAGAGAUUGGUAAAGCUCCACCUCUUACUGAUGAUGAAGUUUGGUGGGAACUAAGGCGUAAAGCAUUAGAGUUGCGAGAAGAGUGGAGAUUGGAGAAUCGCAAAGCAUUUGCCAACAUAUGGUCCGAUGCAAUUUAUGGGAUCUCUUUAUUUAUUCUUUUAUACUUCAAUAAGAGUAAAGUAGCUUUGCUCAAAUUUACUGGUUAUAAAAUUAUAAAUAAUAUUUCAGAUACUGGGAAGGCAUUCCUAAUUAUACUUAUCACAGAUAUAUUCCUUGGGUACCAUUCUGAAUCUGGUUGGCAAACUUUGAUUGAGAUAAUUGUUGAGCACUAUGGGCUUGAAGUUGAUCAGGCUGCUAUAACUAUUUUUGUUUGUCUGGUCCCCGUUGUUGUUGAUGCUUGUGUGAAACUUUGGCCAGCACCAAGACCAGCAAAUGACCAUUGUCAUCGCUUCUAAGUGAUCUUUAGGUUGUCGCAAACUAACAAAGAAUAAUCCUCUUUGGUCAUUAAUUUCAAAGCAACCACUUAUUUUCUUCAUCAGGGUGAAAGAGAGACUUGCAUGUUCCUGGAGCAAAUUUAAUGCUACUCCUGGAUAUUCCGGGUCAUUGAUUCUCAAUCUUUUAUAUAAAUUCUAAAUAUCAUAUAUGAAAAUAAGUGACUAUGAAUGUUCCUGUAACAUGCAUUAAUGUGCUCCAAAUUAAUGCAAAUAUUUCUCAUGAAAGAAAGGAAAGGUUGUCAGAGUAAUGGCAACUCUAAUUACCAUGUUUGACGAGGGAUAGAUGGGAAUAGUGUAUCUAUGAUUCCUAAUGUUGGACCUUCCAAACCACUACAUUAUAGUUAAGAUCAUUUUUUCACUUCAUUUAACCUCCUUUAAGGGAAUUUGGAAUCAUCUUUGUUGUUAAAUCAAAACAUGCCAUUGGUUUUAUAUUAUUAACCUGACAUUAGAUCUGAGCCUCCUAACUCUAACUGUCUCCCGCAUCAACCUUAAUGUUGCACUGAAAUUCACCUUUAAAAGGAAGCCUUUGAUAGAAUGGAUUGUCUGUUGUCUGAUGCAGCUAUCUGCAAAACAUUUUUUUUCCCCUAAACAACCUUAAAGGGGCCCAAAAGUUUUCUAUUCUAUAUAUUGCUGUUGGAAUUUUUUAUGUUUCAGUUUGCUUCCUAGUUGGUCAGGC
This is a messenger RNA of Arachis ipaensis, 2187 nucleotides long. The record is from RefSeq and is a predicted model, not a curated record. Lineage: Eukaryota; Viridiplantae; Streptophyta; Magnoliopsida; Fabales; Fabaceae.